AUGGAGUGGGAGGACAGGGAAGGCACCGAUGAAUUGUUUCUAACGCUGAAGAACGAGAUGGAAGACGCGAAAGCGCACGGAGAUCUCGAUUUACUGAAAGAUGAAGCGUUGCAGUCUGCAAUGGCGACGGCCUCCAACUUGACGCAAUGGGCUGCAGGUGCUGUGCGCCGAGCACUGCAAGCACACUCUCUGCAACACGGUGGAAGAAUUGCAAGUCCAAGUGGCACAAUAGAAAGGCUCGGCACUCAGUCAACGCCUACAAAGGGAACGGCGGAGGCUCCACUUGAGCUGCUGGAUGAAGACGACGAGUCGAAGUCUGACACCAAGAACGCUGACGUUGUUGUUAUUGACGACGAGGUAGACGAAGUUUCAGCACAGACCGAAGCGGAGGAAAGUAUUGAGAGUCUGCAAGCCGCCUUAGCCGCUUCAAUUGAUAGCGAGCAAGAGCAAGAGGAAGCUGGAGGUGCUCGUGUGCGCUAUCUUCAGUAUUCACAGCCAGCUGAGUCCGCUCUACCCAGUGAUACGGACCUCAAGAAACUCCGCAGUCGACAACUGCGUGACGCCGAAGGCAUCACGGACGAUAUGGUGGCUGAAGUCAUGUCACUUUUGCGUUUAUUUGGAGUCCCGUUUCUGGUGAGUCCCAUGGAAGCUGAAGCUCAGUGUGCCGCUCUCGAACAACUUGGUCUUGUGGACGGCGUUAUCACUGAUGAUAGCGACAUCUUCCCUUUUGGUGGCCAGAGAGUCUACAAGAACAUUUUCCACCACCAGAAAUUCGUCGAAGCAUUUUCUGCUCGUGACAUUGAACAAGAGUUGGGGUUCUCACGAGAACAAAUCAUCGCCUUGGCGUUACUUCUUGGUAGCGAUUACACGGAUGGCGUACGGGGUAUUGGCAUUGUAAAUGCUACUGAGAUCGCGGCUGCGUACCCGAAAAUUGAGGGUCUGCGUGAGUUUAAGGACUGGGUCGGUGAGUUUAACGUUGCAGAAGAAGCCCAGCGUGGAAAAGAAGACGAGUCGGGAGGAGACAGCGAUAGUGAAGACGAAACAGUUCGCGAACGAUUCCAGCGGUCUCAUGCCACUGCGCGACGGAAAUGGGAGCUAGGAGACGAGUUCCCAAGCAAGCAGGUGGUGCAAGCGUAUAUGAGUCCGCAAGUGGAUCGCUCCGACGCUAGAUUCUCCUGGAGUGCUCCGGAUGUGGCUUCACUGCGCAACUAUUGCGCUAAGGCGUUUGGAUGGGAUCAGCAGAAGAGCGAUGGCGUGUUAAAGCCUCUUGAGGAGAAGGCACGAGAUGCAGCUGCUUCUGGUGGUAGACACAUUCAGACGCGACUCGAUCGGGUCUUCACGACUUACGAUGACCAAGUGCACUACGCGAAGAUCAAGAGUAAACGCUUGCGUUCUGCUGUCAACCAACGCACUGGCAGUAAGACUGACAAGAGCAAGAAGCAGAAAAAGUGA
Phytophthora infestans T30-4 is the source of this 1452-nucleotide messenger RNA. Its product is annotated as DNA repair protein, putative. The transcript is spliced from 4 exons. Lineage: Eukaryota; Oomycota; Peronosporomycetes; Peronosporales; Peronosporaceae. Gene Ontology annotation, molecular function: single-stranded DNA binding; DNA endonuclease activity. The record is from RefSeq and is a predicted model, not a curated record. Bases 1 to 1452 code for a protein of 483 amino acids. Gene Ontology annotation, biological process: nucleotide-excision repair. Gene Ontology annotation, cellular component: nucleus.